CACUUUUACACUCUUUAGACCUAUAAAUAAAUAGAAAUCGUAAUUUUCUUACUUUGGUUUAACUUGUGCUCAGUCCACCUGCGUCUGGGGUAAAAAGCCAAACUUUAAAAAUUGUCUUUAGCCUUUUUAAAAAUCCCAACAGUAGGAAGUUGAGGCCCUCAGAGAAGGAAACAGUUCUGGACCCGGUUCUGCAGUGCCUCCAACCCGUCGCUUGGGGGCGGCGCCUUUCCUCUCGCGUCGCUCUUUAUUCUCAUUGGUCGCUCAGAAACCAGCCUGUCUCGUCAAAACAAGAAAUACGGUGAGGGUUAAAGUGAGAAAUAAGAAUCCCCCAGCAAACGACGUGCAGGGAUAAAGAGUUGUUUUGGUUAGUAUUUGCAGAGGAGUCAUCAACAGGUUCCGCGGUCGCUCCGCAGCAUCGUCGUCAGCAGGAUGACCCACAAACACUUGUUGUGCUUCUUGCUGCUCUCCCUGCCGCUGUGCUGGGCUGAGGACAAGAAGAUCGACGCCGGGAAGAAGACAGAGAACGACACCGUUUGGAGCUCUGUGAAGACCAGACGAUUGUUUGCAAGGCAGAAGAUUUCUCCGCUACAACAAAGUCCCAUCAUUAAGCACAGGUCAAACAUCAUGACUCCUGCACGCCGCUGUGGCCGCCUGAUGGAAAGCUGCUCCUCUCACACACCGUGCUGCGAUCCUUGCGCCUCCUGCCGCUGUCGACUUUUCAACACCAUCUGUCACUGCUGGAGGAUGAACCCCCUGUGCUUGAAGAGGACCUAGGUGGAGCUCCAACCGACUGACAGAUGUUGAACACGUACAUAUUUUGUACAAAAUUGGGAAAAAAAUACUAAAAACUUGCACAUAUAAAGACUAGACAACGAGCAAUGUUUAAUGUUUGAAUCUAAAAAUUGUGACUAUUUUUAUUUGUGUUUCAACAGGACUGUUUUAAAAUGUAAAAAUAUUAUAGAUAAGCUUUAAUUUAUUACAAUCAGAACUUCACAGUUAUUAGGAUCUCUUCUGUUUUUUCUUUUAAUUAUCACUUUUUUUUAAGCAAAAUUGAGGAUAAGACACAAGACAACAAUUAUAGAGGUUCUUGAAAUGGUUGUUGCUCAAUAAAUAGCCACCCAAAUGUUUUUUUCAGCAAAACAAUGAAAAGAAAAUGCUCACAUUAGGUCAUGUGAGGAAACUCAGCAGUAUCCCACUGCUGAAGCUGCUCAGUGGAUUGAAAUAAAAGGAAAUUCCUCUGAGCUGAUUCGGAGAACAGAUCUUUAGUUUCCAAAAAGACGUAGCUUUGGGCAUGCACUAAAGCAGACUGUAGUUCCAUUGCUAUUAAAAUGAAUACUUAUUAUAGAAGAUUGUCUUGUGUUUUUGGUUCUUUUGUGGAAAAACUCCCUAUUAAUGUGCACAGUCAAGUGAGCUGCAGAGAAGCUUUCUGAAUGACAAUAAAAAGAGAUGCAAUGUAUGAAAGUGGUUUGGGAAACACUCAAAGCUGCAUCAUAUUGCCUACAGUUAUAAUAUACAAGGGAUCUGGUUUUCUGUUUGUGCAGUAUUAACGCUAACUCUUCUCUUACAAUUUUGCUGCUGUUUCUAUUUUCAACCCAUUUUUCUCAACUUUUUUCUUGUUCCUUUACAAUCUACUUUUGUGUACUUUAUUUUUUAUUGUUGGUAAUUAUCAGUAUGCAUUUUUAAGUUAAAAUUCCUUUUCAAUUUUUGCUAUCUUAAUAAAGACAUUUGUAAACCUUU
Oryzias latipes (Japanese medaka) is the source of this 1737-nucleotide messenger RNA. RefSeq names its product agouti signaling protein, nonagouti homolog (mouse) 2b (gene asip2b). The record is from RefSeq and is a predicted model, not a curated record. Gene Ontology annotation, molecular function: type 1 melanocortin receptor binding; neuropeptide hormone activity. Lineage: Eukaryota; Metazoa; Chordata; Actinopteri; Beloniformes; Adrianichthyidae. Gene Ontology annotation, biological process: hormone-mediated signaling pathway; neuropeptide signaling pathway; adult feeding behavior. Gene Ontology annotation, cellular component: extracellular region.